This is a messenger RNA of Hibiscus syriacus, 774 nucleotides long. RefSeq names its product ethylene-responsive transcription factor ERF038-like. The record is from RefSeq and is a predicted model, not a curated record. The transcript has a single exon. The coding region runs from base 79 to 690 and encodes 203 amino acids. Gene Ontology annotation, molecular function: DNA-binding transcription factor activity; DNA binding. Lineage: Eukaryota; Viridiplantae; Streptophyta; Magnoliopsida; Malvales; Malvaceae. Gene Ontology annotation, biological process: regulation of DNA-templated transcription.
CUAUAAGAAGCUAACUCAGCUUCUCCUCCUCCAGGCGAUGCACUCUUCACAAUUUUCUCAUAUAACAACUUCAAAGCAAUGUCCGCCAUGGAAGUGCCAUUAGCUACCGAGUUAGCGACUCACUCAUCUUCGUCUUCCUCAUCGGAAAUUGAAAUAGAGAGGAAGGGGAAGGUUAGAGGGAAACAUCCAACAUACAGGGGAGUAAGGAUGCGUCAAUGGGGGAAAUGGGUAUCCGAAAUAAGAGAACCGAAGAAGAAGUCGAGGAUUUGGCUCGGAACAUUCGAGACAGCCGAAAUGGCAGCUCGGGCACACGAUGUGGCCGCGCUCAAGAUCAAAGGCAAAUCGGCUUAUCUCAAUUUCCCCGAGUUGGCUCACCGCCUUCCCCGCCCGCGUAGUUCGUCGCCGAAGGAUAUCCAAGCCGCCGCUGCUAUAGCGGCAGCCACGAGCUACGAGAAAAGCAGCCGCGUGGUUCGUCGUCGAGGUCACUCGUCGAGCUCGCCUUUAAUAAACGAUGAUGACGAUAAUGACGAUGCGUUUGUUGACCUUCCGGAUCUAUUGCUGCGUAUGGACCGCCAUAUUGAUGAGUUCUGGAGCUCAUUUCCAUGGCCUUCGACUGCAACCGGCGAAGACGCCGUCGAAGACGGUUUCGGGUACGCAGAGUCGAGCCUCUGGGAAUAUUUUGUUGCUUGACGACGAAGAUGGAGAUACAAUUCGUGUACUAUUGCUGUCUUGAAGUUAAUUAUAAAUAAUAAUAAAAUGAUAUUUAAGGUUUAA